AUGGGAUUCAGUCGAACAUUAAUAUCUUUGGCAUUUGAUUGUCUUUCCCUCAUUGUACUACUAUUGGAUAAGGUGGCCAGGAAUGUUUACGCACAGAUAACUGCACUACUGAAGGCAAGUAAGUCAAAUUCUUCAGACGAUUACAUGCAUGUGAUUGACCCAAACAAGAUACAUGUGGCCAGGAGCUCUCAAAGAGACUUGGCAAUUUAUGACUUACAGUUGAUUUUUGUAGACUCGGGUCUUCUAAAUGACGAUUAUAUAUCUGCCCCUUUUGGCACCAGCAGCAACACUAUGAUGAUGAUGACCUCUUCAAACGUUACAUGUAUCGAAAGAGAGCGGGAGUCCUUGCUAACAUUCAAACGAACCCUCUCGGAUGGAUUAAACCGUCUAUCAACAUGGACGGGAGUGGAAUGUUGUGAGUGGCAGGGAGUUGGGUGUGACAAGAGAAACGGUCAUGUUGUGAAACUUGAUCUUCGAACUCCGGUGUCUUCCACGGGCGACUACGACUUUGUAAACACAGACAACUGGAUCAGUGGUGAGGUAAGUUCUUCGUUACUGAAUUUGAACCAUUUACGUUACUUGGACAUGAGUUUGAAUAAUUUCACUGGACAGAUUCCUGAGUUCUUAGGGUCUUUUAAGUAUUUAGAAUACCUUAACCUCUCAUUCUCAGGUUUUAGUGGUAUAGUCCCUCAUCAUUUGGGAAAUCUCUCGAGGUUACAAUAUCUUGAUCUUUCCAUGGAUCGUUAUUACUAUCUCUCCUAUAUUCCCGGUCCCUAUUAUUAUGAUUCUCCCCUUUUAGUGGAUGAUAUAUGGUGGGUGUCUUCGAUUUCAUCGCUAAAGCACUUGGAUUUAUCAGGUAUAUCUAUCGGUGAACAUACUGAUUGGUUCCAUUCACUUAACAUGCUACCAUCUUUGCUUAAACUGAAAUUGGCCUUCUGUGAUAUCAAUUAUAUCCCUUCCAUAAAGUUCAUCAAUUUUACAUCUCUUAAUUCACUCGAUCUCUCUAAAAAUGGUAUGGACUCCACCAUUCCUGUUUGGUUAUCAAACCUUACCGAACUCAUUCAUCUAAACCUAUAUUAUAACAACUUCCAUGGUCGAAUUCCUGAUCAUAUUGGAACGUUGAGCUCUCUAGCAUUUAUUGACCUCUCGUCAAAUUCCUUUGAUUCUUCAUUACCAGUUCAGUUUUCAAAUUUGAGUAGCCUUGUUUUUUUGGAUCUUAGCUACAAUAUGUUCCAUGGCUUGUUUCCAUCAGAUGUGACGUUUUGUAAUCUGUCUAUUAUUGUUUUGUCCGAGAAUAACUUUGCGGAAGACCUUCCGAGUUUUAUCAGAAACAUGUUGCCUGAUUGCUUGCGUAAUAGUCUGAAGGAUCUUGAUCUUAGAGGGAACCAGUUCAGCGGGAGUAUACCGGAUAAGUUUGGAGAAUAUAGAAAACUUGAACACCUCAUCCUUUCAGAAAAUACACUGUCUGGUCCUAUGCCUUCCUCGCUUGGUGGCCUAUCAUCUCUAAGAGUGCUGGAUUUUUUCAAUAAUUCAUUGAGUGGGAACAUACCCACAACCUUUGGACUACUAUCGAGCCUAGAAGAGUUAAUUCUUAAUAGUAAUCAAUUGAGUGGGAUCAUCCCCGGAAGCCUUGGGUUACUCUCCAGACUAGAAAAGCUAAAUCUUGCUGGUAAUCAUUUUUUGAGUGGGAACGUUCCCACGAGCCUUGGGCAACUUUCAAACCUUGAAUAUCUAGAUGUCUCCUGGAAUUCAUUGGUUGGGGAACUUUCAGAAAAUCAUUUUACCAGGAUGAAGAAUCUAACCUUCUUGCAUUUGACUUCAAAUUCAUUAAGAUUGAAUGUCAGCUUUGGAUGGAUUCCUCCCUUCCAAUUGCAGCAUUUUGACGCAAGCUUCUGCAAUAUUGGACCCCAAUUCCCAAAUUGGCUUCAAACACAGGAAAAUCUUGAGCAGUUAUAUCUGUCUAACUCAAGUAUUAGAGAUAUGAUACCAGAGUGGUUUGAGAAUGUCUCGUCUCAUAUUUGGUACUUGGAUCUGUCCCACAAUCAGAUCUAUGGCAAACUGCCAAAGUUUCAUAACACAAAAUACCUGUUUUUGAACUCGAACAAAUUUGAGGGAUCAUUCGAUUUGUUCCCUUCAUAUGUGAUAAAUUUGGAACUCUCAGAUAACUUACUAUCGGGGCAUGUUCCUUAUACAAAUGCAACAACGAACCCAGAUCUGAAUUUUGUUAAACUCUCAAACAACCGUUUAACCGGAAGUUUUCCAGUACACUUGUGCAAGGUGCUUAGUAUUUUAGUUCUAGAUUUAUCAAAUAAUAAGUUUUCUGGUGUCUUUCCUCCAUGUUUAGGGAACUUGAGUGGGUUGGAAUCAUUGGAUCUUUCAGAGAACAACAUUACAGGUGCUCUGCCAAGUUCAUUGGGUUAUUUGCCACAACUCAUGUCAUUGCACUUAUACAGCAACAGAUUAGAGGGGAAUCUUCCCACAUCGUUACAGAAUUCAACGAAGUUGGUCACCAUGGAUUUAGGGAAUAAUUUGUUCACAGGUAAUAUCCCUCUAUGGAUUGGAGAAAAGCUGUUGAAUCUUCGAACCUUAACUCUGCAGUUAAACAAGUUUAUGGGAAAGAUUCCACAACAACUUUGUCAACUCAUUUUUCUUCAAUAUUUAAACUUGGCACACAAUAACAUAACCGGGAGGAUCCCUCUUUGCUUUGGCAAUUUAAGUGGCAUGAUCACGAAUAAGCAUGAAGAGUAUUACAGUGGAUCAGCAUUCUAUCAAGAAAACAUUUGGGCUUCCACAAAGGGAACCCAGUUACAGUACACCAAGAAUAUACAGUUUCUUACAUCCUUAGACCUCUCAAGCAACAUGAUUAUUGGAGAAAUUCCAUAUCUUUUGAUGAAUCUUGCCGGAUUGCAGAACUUGAAUCUUUCUGGUAACUUGCUACAAGGAAAGAUUCCAGUUACAAUUGGGAACUUAAAGGAAGUGGAAUCUUUAGAUCUGUCUAUGAACAAGUUGACGGGUCCGGUUCCUCAAAGUUUGACUGGCUUGAACUUUCUAAGCCACUUGAACCUGUCGUUCAAUAACUUAUCUGGCCCAAUUCCGACAGGAAGUCAAUUGCAGACAUUAAAUGAUUCGUCUAUCUAUAAAGGGAAUAUUGGGCUUUGUGGGCCGCCAUUAUCAAGGAGUUGCAAAGGGAACGACUCAUCAUACAAUGAUGUUGAGGAGAUUAAAGGUCAAGAUGACACAGAAGGCUUAUGGUUUUAUGUUGGCAUGGGCCCAGGUUUCGCUGUUGGAUUCAUCGGACUACUUGGUAGUUUGCACUUUAUAAAGAGUUGGAGGAUCGCAUAUUUUGAGACUCUUGAGGAUGUUUAUGGUUGGUUAAUCCUAUCCAUUCAAUUGAAUCUUGCUCGGCUAAGGAGGAAGCUUUUCUAGUGAGGUACCCUUCUGCAGUGGAUAGAGGUAUUCAGACCGGCCAACAAUGGUGAAGUUGCAGCAAGACAAAACACAAUGUUUGGCACUUUGUAACAAGUGGUGUUGUGUGAUAUCUAUAUCUUUUUAUUCUGUAAUUUUAAGAGAAAUUAUCCCAAUCUUGUCUGUAUUAGUUUUGUGUUCUAUAGCAGAAAGUACGUGUUUUAUGGUCUGUCAUUGUUUUCUUCAGUGAUAUCGAGACAUAUUAAUAUCA
Messenger RNA from Erigeron canadensis, 3676 nucleotides. Its product is annotated as receptor-like protein EIX2. The transcript has 3 exons. The record is from RefSeq and is a predicted model, not a curated record. Gene Ontology annotation, molecular function: protein binding. The coding region runs from base 1 to 3426 and encodes 1141 amino acids. Lineage: Eukaryota; Viridiplantae; Streptophyta; Magnoliopsida; Asterales; Asteraceae.